GUGCCGUGGUCGCCAGCAGGAGUACAACUAACAACACAGUAACAACUUCGCUAAUACCACUCUGUCUUCAUUGGCGUCUGGAGCUGCGCUUUGUGGUUCUUUUCAGGGCAGAAAAACUAUAUAGUCGGCAUGCUGUAGCUCUACAGAGAGGCAUUUGGGGACCAGUUUGGAUCCAUUGGUGUUCCAGAGGUUCCAGUCAUCCUCCAGCCUCCACCAUGGACUUCUUUAAUGACCCCAGCCUCUUUGGUGGAGGUUUGGAAGGGCUGGAUGACGAUGGCUUCGCUUCAGCACCAUCACUCGUGGAUGAGCUAAAUCUUACUGCUGACUUUGAACCGCUCCAAGUGGAGCCUCUUGGCCCUGGGAAGCAUCAAGACAUGAUGCCACCAGCUUCUACCCAACAAGCUAUGCCUAGUUACAGCCAGUCAAUGGGUCAUUACAUUGACAUUAAGGCCAAUGUGGCUCAGGCAUUUUCUGGUUCUCAGGGCAUAAGUGAGGGCAUGAUUACAGAGCAACAUGGCUCAUACCAUAAUGCUCCCAUGAGUCAAGUUCCUCAAUCCAAUGGGCUCUUCUGUAACAGUGGCAGUCCGAUGUGGGGUAACCAAGACCAGAAUGGGAACAUGUACCAGGCCUUACCUCAACAGCAGCUUUGUCAUCAACAGCAACAACUACAAAGCCAGCAACUUCAUGGCAGACAUCAAACACAGCACCAUCCCUGUUAUCAGCAAGAGGAGCAGCAGCACAGAAUGCGACAGCAGCAGCUGCAACAACAGCAAAGUCAUCAGCAACAGCUGUUAAACCAGCACCAACAAAUUAACACACAGACUGUGUCCCUGCAGCAGCAGCAUCACAAUUUCCCGUUUCACCAGGGAGGCCAGUCCAGCAGCCAACAGCAAAUUCACCACACUCAGCAGCAGGUUCAGCGCCAACUAACUGUGAGAGAGCAGCAGUUCCACUCAAGAGCUCUUCCAAAUAAGCAUUAUUUGGAAAGUCCGAAUGCUUCUAUGACUGCAACUUGCUUGCAAACACAGCCACAGCAAGGUAACUACCAGUUGGUCAGGGAAUGUCAAGCUUUCCCUGGAACAGGACUGGAAGAAUCUAACCUGUCCUUUCCCAUGCAUUCAUCAUCUAUGGUUCAUUCCCUGCCCACAUGCUCUGUCAGUUCUGCCAGAGCUUAUCAACCGACUCAGUACCCUACUUAUCCUGGGGAGCCAGAAUUACCCAGUCUCAAUGAGCAAUCUUUGUCCUCAGCCUCGGUGUCUAGGCCCAGCAACACCACUGCACCACUCACUUCUACAAUACCUGAACUUACAGGGACACCAUGCCAGUUUUCAUCCACUGCACAUUUGAGUCAGCAGCACACUAGGACCCCAAUUAGCCAGGCAGAGGAAUGUCCUUUCCGUGCUAUACGUUGCUCCGGAGAAACCCAGGGAAACUGCAAGUCAUCUGAGAUGUUUGGUGAAUCUAUGCGAUCCUACCCCAACAUUACCACCCACCUGCCUUCUGAGCAGCCUCAGAGUUGCAGGGUUAUCAACACUAAUGGAUACCAAGCCUUGGGAGACAGCCUUUUACCAUCAGCAGCUCAUGAUGAAGACUUGGAUGGCCUGGAGCCUCCCGACCUCCUGCCUGACCUACUGCCCCAGCUUGAGCAUGCUUUUAAGCAAGAGGACAAAUCUAACUGUGGCUGGACUGAUACUACUCAGGAGAUGGGAAUUGAGUACAGGAAACCAUCACCCAUUGAGUACAGUGAAGAUAAGCCUCGAAAGAACGCUAAUGGUCCCGGAAGCCAGAUACGGGUCCUCAGUCCCCCAAUGAAGAGCAGCUCAUCUUCGUCAUCAUCCUCUUCAUCUUCCUCUUCAUCUUCAUCCAGCUCCUCAUCAGAGAAGAGGGUUCCACGGAGGACACAUCAACAGAUGGAGUCAACUCCACAGGACAAGCAGGAGAAGGCCAAUAGGAUAAUAUCAGAGGCUAUUGCAAAGGCUCGGCAAAGAGGGGAGAAAAACAUCCCAAGGGUUAUGAGCCCAGAGAGCUUCCCCAGCUCUUCUUCGCAGUACAAAGCCCACCGUGAUCAUGAGCACAAAGGAAAUGGGAAGGCACGGUCCAAGGAGAAGGCCUGCAGGAAAGCUUGUAUUGUACCCUCGUCCAAGCCCAAGCAGAAGGCCAAGAUCGGGAAAAUUGUCAUCAAGAUUGGAAAGAAGAAAAGGCGAAAGCCCGAGUCUUCAGAGGAGUCGGAUGAUGACCCUCCCCCUCAACACACUUUGAAGGAUGAUGACUCUAAGAGGCGGUCUAAUCGACAGGUGAAGAGAAAGAAGUAUGCUGAAGAGCUGGAGACCAGGUUGUCAGAUGAUGAAGUCAAGGUUAUUGUCAAAACCAAGAAAACCAAUACUGCAGCAUCCAGGGAACCCGCUGUUCAGCUAUUUGUAGAGAAUCCCAGUGAAGAGGAUGCUGCUGUUGUUGACAAAAUCAUGUCUUCUCGUAUUGCUAAGAAGGAGGUCUCUCCAGGAGUGGUCAUUGAGGUGGAAGAGUUUUUUGUAAAAUACAAAAACUACUCCUACCUACACUGUGAGUGGGCCACAGAACAGCAGCUGGAGAAGGACAAGAGGAUUCAGCAGAAGAUCAAACGCUUCAAGAUGAAACAGGCACAGAGGGCACUCUUCUUUGCAGAUAUGGAAGAGGACCCAUUUAACCCUGACUACGUAGAAGUAGAUAGAGUGCUGGAGGUGUCAUAUUGCGAGGACAAAGAUACAAGAGAGGAAGUGGUGUACUACCUGGUGAAGUGGUGCUCUCUGCCUUAUGAAGACAGCACCUGGGAGCUGAAGGACGAUGUAGAUCAGAGCAAGAUUGAGGAGUUUGAGCAGCUGCAGGCAGCCAAGCCAGACUCACGCAGGGUGGAGCGUCCUCCUGCCAAUCUGUGGAAGAAGAGGGAACAAUCGAGGCAAUACAGGAAUGGCAACAGCCUCAGGGACUACCAGCUAGAAGGAGUCAACUGGCUUCUUUUCAACUGGUACAACAGACGGAACUGCAUCCUGGCAGAUGAGAUGGGCCUAGGGAAAACAAUACAGUCCAUCACUUUCCUAGAAGAAAUCCAUCGCGUUGGAAUCAAAGGGCCCUUUCUCAUAAUUGCCCCACUCUCCACCAUCGCCAAUUGGGAGCGGGAGUUCCGUACCUGGACCCACCUCAAUGUCAUCGUUUACCACGGAAGCAUGGUCAGCAGGCAGAUGCUCCAGCAGUAUGAGAUGUAUUUCAGGGAUGCACAGGGUCGUAUCAUACGUGGUGCCUACAGGUUUCAGGCUGUUAUUACCACAUUUGAGAUGAUUCUUGGAGGCUGUCCCGAACUCAAUGCCAUAGAGUGGCGCUGCGUUAUUAUUGAUGAGGCCCAUCGUCUCAAGAACAAGAACUGCAAGCUGCUAGAGGGAUUCAAGCUCAUGAACCUGGAACACAAGGUCCUGCUGACAGGUACUCCUCUCCAGAAUACAGUGGAAGAGCUCUUCAGCCUGCUUCACUUUCUGGAACCGGCACGCUUCCCUUCUGAAAACACCUUCAUGCAGGAGUUUGGAGACCUUAAGACUGAAGAGCAGGUGCAAAAGCUUCAGGGUAUCCUGAAGCCUAUGAUGCUGCGUCGUUUGAAGGAAGAUGUGGAGAAGAAGUUGGCUCCGAAAGAGGAAACCAUCAUUGAAGUUGAGCUCACCAACAUUCAGAAGAAGUACUACCGUGCCAUCCUAGAGAAGAAUUUUUCUUUCCUGGCUAAAGGAGCUGGCCAGGCAAAUAUGCCCAACCUGGUCAACACUAUGAUGGAGCUAAGAAAGUGUUGCAACCACCCCUACCUAAUCAAAGGAGCAGAGGAAAAGAUCCUAGAAGACUUCAGGGAAGUGCACAGCCCUACUGCCCUAGACUUUCACCUGCAGGCUAUGGUGCAGUCUGCUGGGAAGCUCGUCCUCAUUGACAAAUUGCUGCCUAAAAUGAAGGCAGGAGGGCACAAGGUGCUCAUCUUCUCCCAAAUGGUGCGCUGUCUGGACAUCUUGGAAGACUACCUCAUUCAGAGAAGGUAUCUGUACGAGCGUAUUGAUGGACGGGUUCGUGGAAAUCUGCGACAGGCGGCCAUCGACCGCUUCAGUAAGCCUGACUCAGAUCGCUUUGUUUUCCUUCUGUGCACAAGAGCUGGUGGGCUGGGAAUCAACCUCACAGCAGCAGACACCUGCAUCAUCUUCGACUCUGACUGGAACCCACAAAACGACCUGCAGGCCCAGGCUCGCUGCCAUCGCAUCGGUCAGAACAAGGCAGUGAAGGUGUACCGUUUGAUCACCAGGAACUCAUAUGAGCGAGAAAUGUUUGAUCGCGCCAGCCUCAAGUUGGGUUUGGAUAAAGCAGUGUUGCAGAGCAUGAGUGGCCGAGAUAACAGCCUGGGAGGAGGCACUGGCGGAGGGGCUGUGCAGCAGCAGCUGUCCAAAAAGGAGAUUGAAGAUCUGUUGCGACGUGGGGCCUACGGGGCAAUCAUGGAUGAGGAGGAUGAAGGGGCCAAAUUCUGUGAGGAGGACAUUGACCAGAUCCUGCAGCGCAGGACAAAGACCAUUACCAUUGAGUCUGAGGGGCGAGGAUCCACUUUUGCCAAGGCCAGUUUUGUAGCAUCUGGAAACCGUACAGACAUCUCCCUGGAUGACCCUAAUUUCUGGGACAAGUGGGCCAAAAAGGCUGACAUUGAUAUGGAUAUGGUCAACGGCAGAAACAGCCUGGUCAUUGACACUCCUCGUGUCAGAAAGCAGACAAGGCCCUUUAGUGCCACCAAGGAUGAGCUAGCAGAGCUUUCAGAGGGCGAGAGUGACGGUGAUGAGACCAAACCUAAGCUCAGACGAAACUACGAUCGCCUGAACAGCUAUGGCCGCACAGAGUGCUUCAGAGUAGAGAAGAACUUGCUUGUAUAUGGAUGGGGUCGUUGGAAGGAUAUCCUCAACCAUGGCCGUUUUAAGAAGCAGUUGACUGAGUGGGAUGUGGAGUCCAUCUGCAGGGCCUUGUUGGCCUACUGCCUGGUCCAUUAUCGUGGAGAUGACAAAAUCAAAAGCUUCAUGUGGGACCUCAUCGCCCCUACUGAGGAUGGACGCACAAAGGAGUUGCAGAAUCACCUAGGCUUGUCUGCCCCAGUUCCUCGGGGGCGAAAGGGUAAAAAGAUGAAGACCCAGUCUAGUUCUUUUGACAUCCACAAGGCUGAGUGGCUCAGGAAGCACAACCCUGAGCAUAUGCUUCAGGACGAUGGCUAUAAGAAGCACCUGAAACACCACUGCAACAAGGUGCUGCUCAGGGUCAGAAUGCUCUACUACCUGAAACAAGAGGUGAUAGGAAGCCAGGCCCAGAAGGUGCUAGAUGGUGUGGACUCCAGUGAAGUAAAGAUCUGGGUUCCAGAGCCUGACAAUUCAGAGCUUCCAACCCUGUGGUGGGAUGCAAUCUCUGACAAGUGUCUUCUGCUGGGUGUCUUUAAGCAUGGUUAUGAGAAGUACAACACUAUUCGUGGAGACCCUACCCUGUGUUUCCUAGAGCGUGUGGGAAAACCAGAUGAGAAGGCCAUCGCUGCUGAACAGAGAAACAAUGAUUUCAUGGAUGGGGAUGUGGAUGAUCCAGAAUACAAGCCUGCUCCAGCACUGUUAAAGGACGACAUGGAGGACGACGCCUCUUCUCCUGGAGACUUGGUUAUCACUGACAGUGCUGGAGAUCCUGUUCCAGUGACAGAAAGUGAAAGUGCCUACUGGCCCUCCCCCUCAGUGCUGACAGCCAGGCUGAGACGUCUGAUAACAGCUUCUCAGCGCUACACCAAGAGCCGCCAGAUCCUACACAUCCACCAGACUCAGUCUCAGUCCUCCCAGCAGACUAUGGUGCUGUCUGCUCCACUUUGCCCGCUACCCCCCACACUCAACGACACCCUCAACCCCAAGAUGGCUGCUAAGAUUGAACGGCAACAAAGAUGGACCAGACGAGAAGAGGCUGACUUUUAUCGUGUUGUCUCCACUUUUGGUGUCGUUUUUGACCCAAACCUCGGGCGGUUUGAUUGGACCAAGUUCAGGGCUAUGGCUCGGCUGCACAAGAAGACUGAUGAGAGCCUGCAGAAAUACCUUUGUGCUUUUACUGCCAUGUGCCGACGUGUGUGCCGCCUGCCACCUAAAGAAGGAGACUCUGCAGUGGACCCGUCUCUAAACAUCCAGCCCAUUACAGAAGAGCGAGCAUCUCGUACCCUGUACAGAAUAGAGCUGCUUCGGCAGGUGAGAGAACAAGUCCUUCGACAUCAAUUACUGUACGAGCGUCUGCCACUGUGUCAGAUGAGCUCUGACUUACCUGUUUGGUGGGAGGCUGGUACUCAUGACCGUGACCUGCUAAUUGGUGCUGCAAAGCAUGGUGUAAGUCGCACUGAUUACCACAUUCUGAGAGACCCUGAACUCAGCUUCAUGGCUGCCCAACGCAACUACAGCCAAACAAAAGCUGCACAGCAGCAGUCACGUACAUCCACACCGCUCUUACACCCUCAGUACCAAGCUACCACCUCAGCGUUGACAGGCUCUCCACUGCCUCCACCCACUCAAAGAGACACAGACCUAUGUGGGGUCACGCCCAAAGUGGAACCAAUUUCAGAGAGUGAGGAGAGCAAGGAAAGACAGGGAGCGAGUUGGACCCCGACUCAAGCACCAGCUACUCCCACAGGUCUGGAAGAGAAGCCUGUUUCAGUAACCAGGGACAAUGAACGGCAGAUGGUGGCAGCACGAACGAAACCCCUCACACCCAACUCCUCAGAGAGGAAACCGAAGAAGACCAAGAGGAGUCGCAGGGAAGCCAGGCAUGGCUCAGAGUCCGACUCAGAUGGCUCCUCCUCAAGUUCGUCGUCACGCUCUUCUUCCUCUUCAUCGUCAUCCUCAUCUUCCUCAUCACAUUCAGGGUCCAGCUCCUCCUCCUCUUCUUCAUCUUGCUCUUCUGGCUCUUCGUCAUCAUCAUCCUCCUCCUCAUCUUCUUCUGAUGACAGUGAAAGUGAGGGAGAGGAAGGGAAAAAGAAGGUCCCCACUGCUACAAGUGUAAAGGGAUUUGAUGAGGACAGUGUGGCAUCUCUGAGCACAACGCAGGAUGAAACACAAGACACCCAUGUAGCUGAGAAUGGCAUCUCAAACAACUCUUCACACCCGUUCCAGGGUGGAGGGUACAUGCUGGCUGCAUCGUACUGGCCAAAGGAUCGCGUGAUUAUUAACCGCCUGGAUAGCAUUUGCCAGGCAGUGCUUAAAGGCAAAUGGCCGGGAACACGUCGGGUCUAUGAGCCUGGAGGCGCUGUGGCCUCCUUCUACACCACCAAGCUGCUGGACAACGCCAACAGCAUGUGCGAGGACCCCUCUGCUUCACCACAGGGGUCAAAGGUGACCAAGCAUGUUGCAGAAAACAAGGAGUUCUCAGUAAAACUCAACGAUGAGGGAGGUCUGAAGUUGACCUUCCAGAAACAGGGUCUACCUCUGAAGAGGCCCCUGGAGUCCGAGGAAGGUCCCCAGGCCCAGCAGCAGUACCUGGCUCGGCUUCAUGAGCUCCAGAGUGCCUCAGACACCGGACUUGCUGACAUCACCAAACCUCAGUGCAGCUUCCAGACGGUUCCUCCAGGUCUUACUGGUCAGAUGAGGCCAAAUGGAGUAAUAGAUGGCCAGCCAGUGGUUAAAAGGAGGAGAGGGAGGAGGAAGAACGUUGAGGGAAUGGACCUGCUCUUCAUGAAUAGGAGUAAAGUCCCAACAGUUCCCGAUCAGGUACCUCCAGGGUGGGGGGGUAUUGGCCAGGUGGGCAUGCCUCCAGCCCCUGCAUCAAGCUACAGUCAAAACUCCAGUCAGGUCCCUGCAGACACUGAGAGCAGGGUCCCGGUUAUCAACCUGAAAGAUGGCACCCGGCUGGCUGGGGAUGAUGCUCCCAGGAGGAAAGAACUGGAGCAGUGGCUAAAAGAAAACCCUGGCUUUGUGGCAGACACAGGAGCUUUUAUCUGUGGGGUAAAUAAGAUGCAAAUGCAGUUCCACUUCCAGGAUGGUCGGCCAAAGCAGAAAAGGCACCGCUGUAGAAACCCCAACAAGAUUGAUGUCAACAGCUUGACGGGAGAAGAAAGGGUCCAGAUCAUCAACAGGAGAAACGCACGCAAGAUUGGUGGAGCCUUUGCUCCUCCGCUGAAGGACCUAUGCCGAUUCCUUCAGGAAAACCCAGAGUACGGAGUCCCGCCUGAAUGGGCCGAUGUUGUUAAACAGUCGGGUUACCUCCCAGAGAGCAUGUUUGACAGGAUCCUGACUGGACCCAUUGUUCCCGAGGAGGUAAGUCGGCGUGGACGACGACCUAAGAAUCCUUUGGCCAAGGCGGCGGCAGCUGCAGCUGCAGCGGCAGGAGCACCACCUAACCCGGCAGCCUCGGCACUGGGUUUGAACCCACUGCUGGCAAACGGCCUCCUCUCUGGAAUGGACCUCACGAGUCUGCAGGCCUUCCAGCAAAACCUCCAGAAUUUACAGUCCCUGCAGCUCACUGCAGGCCUGAUGGGGCUGCCGUCUGAUGCUAGCAACCUGGCUGCAAGUAACUUGGCUGCCAUGUUUCCCAUGAUGCUGUCUGGUAUGGCUGGACUGCCAAACCUCCUUAGCAUGGGCAGCUUGCUUGGGAAGCCUGCUCAGGAAGCUGCAGGAGGCUCUGAAGAGAAAACAAAGGGAAUAACCAGCGGUGGAACAGGAGAGCCAUCUGCCUCUAAAGCCCCCUCUCACACCUCAGACACCAAAGGAGAAAGGACAGAGGGCUCAAACACGACUCCUUCCUCCACUUCCAGCUCUGCUUCCUCUUCCUCCGCCACACAAAGUGCUUCAGCUGCCUCUGCAGCCUCCAGUCAGCCACUGUCUCUUAACCCCUUGUUACUCUCCAGUAUGCUUUACCCAGGGAUGCUUCUCACUCCAGGCCUUAACCUUCCUGUGUCCACCACACAGCCACAGAGCUCAAACAGUGACCCCACCCUUCCAACUGGUCCUCCUCUACCUUCAGUUUCCCAGUCAUCACAUAAGGAGACAGAGCAGCCAGAGGGAGACAAGGAUGGAGAGGAGGAAGACGAGCCUUUGGAUGAGGGUGAGGGGGAGGAGGAGGAGGAGGAGGAAGAGGAUGAAUCCAUAGAACAAAAGGAUAACAGUGGUCCUGAAGGUUCAGGGAAAGCAGAGUCUUCUUCAGAGUCUGGGAGCUCUUCCUCAUCCUCAGACGAUUCAGACUCCAGUGAUGAGGACUGAUCCUACAAAUAUAUAAAUAUAAAUUUAUUUAUGUAUUGCCUAGAAAUGUAUACAUAUAUUCACAUAUAUAUAUGGAUUUUCCAGCACUUCUGUUGUGAUUUCUUUACAUGUAAAUACAAGAACUAACUACAAUGUUCUGUAAUAAAGACUACAAAAACCUUAAAAAAAGAAAUAAAAAAAUAGGAAAAACUGACCUAAAGAAACUGAAAUAAAAUGUCAAUGUUUGUUCACAAGGUACAGUCUUGUUUUGAGACAUUUUGCAUGUCAGACUUUAGUAGAUUUCUGAACUCUGAACUUGUACCAUGCAAUUAUUGCAACAAAAAAGGCAUUAUUGUAAUUAUGUCAGGAUUAAUUUUAUUAAAAGAAGUAAAACUACAUCAACACGCUCUUUGAGCUGUACUAUUAAUAUAUUUUGAUUGUCAGGGGUGUGGGGAAUGACACUUGACAAACACUUUGGGUUCUCUUGUAAAUAGUCAGUACUUUUACAGGUUCGUUGACACUUAUGCUUUGCAGAUCAUACGUUGGAUAUGUCAGCAAUAACUUGGGCAGCUAAUGAAUGUCACUGAAGCUGUAGAUUCUCUGUCUGCCAUGUUCCACCCGAGUGCACAACUCUCACAGCCUCACAAACCUGUCACAUACCUUCAUAUCAUCUUGAAGAGGUUAUUUAUCACUUCUCCUUGUCCAGUUAGGAAAUGAUUCCUUCCUUAGUAAGGACUUGGAAAAAUGGUAAAAGUAUUAUUUUUCCAGACAUACACAAUCUUAAAUCUGUCUUUCAAAAAAAAAAAGAAGUUGAACAUAAUUCAUUUCUCUACUGUCUGACUUUACAUUUUAAUUUUCACCAUCACCUUACAAACAUGCCACAGCAUGUUCAAGGCGCACUUUAGCCACCAACAGUAGGCAUUCACAUUCACCUGCACAUCUCUUAAUUAUAACUAAAAGCUCCUUGAGCUGCGGUAACAGAGAAAAACCUUCUACUGUGUGCCAAAAAACUGCCCUUUGACCCUUGGCGGUCUUGACGGAGUUGUUUGGUCUUUGUAGUGUUGAUGGAUAUUAUUUCUACAACCCCGGUGUAUUUGACUGAAUCUUACCUCAACUUUGCUAAAUGGAUUGGCUUCACUGUGCAAAUGUACAUGUGCAUGGGUGUGUGUGAUCUGUCAAUGUACACAAUGUUCUCAUCUCUGCUGGAAUGUGUGUCAGAGGCCUUUUUUAAUUUUAUUUUAAAUGAAACCUUCCUGUGUGUUUUGCUUCCUGAGCUGCUCCUCUCGCCGCAUCCAUAACUCACCAGGCUGUAUGUUAGGUGGUGGUGUGGGGGCUGACAGGCUAUGAGACGUAAACACCACAUUGCUGUUGUUUUUUUUGUUGUUUUGGUUUUUUAAUACCGUCAAACAUUUCUCUUUGGAAAUUUGGAGGAUUCAAGUCCUUGAUGAUACGCAUUGCGUUCCUACAAGGCCCAUGGGGCACAAGCACAAGAUAGUUCAGUUCCUGGCUAAGAUUGUAGUAUCACUGUCAUUGUCUAAGUAUUACAUUUUACGCAGUGCCACACGGGUUAGCUUCAGGAAGGGCUCAAUAAUAGCUUUUGUUGCUGGGAGUUUUUAGCGCUGUCUUGAUUUAUUUCACUUCACCCUCAACUCUGUUUUCUGACGAACAGAGCUUCAGAUAGAUGUAGAAGUGCCCUUAUCCUGUACCUCACUCUCUUUCAUUCAGCCGCUCACAUCUAUGCUCACUAUUCAUGCUUGUGUGCUUUGCUCAGCAUCCGUGCACAUGUCCAUUUUAAACCUGUAACCAGGAUAUACACACAAACACUGGAGUUCACUCGAACCGAAGUACCUUUUUGUAAGUCUCUCUUAGCACAACAGUGCUUGCUCUAGGACUGCUGUUACACAGUGGACUGUUAGAUACACAAAUUAUUUCCGAGGUGAGGUUUCUGUUUGGGCUGAGGGUGACAGCCCACUGAAAUAACUGUUUAGUUCUUAAGUGUAGCUGUAGCAUUUUUCUCCAGUGGGUUCAGACAUGAACAAAGACUGAAGACAUGCCUGAUUUCUAAUGUUGCUUUAAUGUGGUUUUCUUGUAUGCCUGUUAUAUAUAGACCUCGUCUUGGGUUUGCUUGCAAUGCAAUUGCAUUUUUUUUUUUAUUAUUAUUACUAACAGUACGGUAUUUUUCUAUGUCUGAGCAAUGAACUUAAACAUGCCACUGUCAUUUUGUAUAUCUGCACCUCUACGCUCUUUAAACUUGUAGUGCCCUUAUGCAAACACCCAGCCACUGCUACAUCUGCUGUAGGUGACUGACUGAUGACUUUUGCUACUUUUUGUUGCCCCGCAGCGAUGGAUUGAUGACUGUGCUAAUCCUCGUUAAGAGAUAAAUGUAGACACAAGA
Oreochromis aureus is the source of this 11613-nucleotide messenger RNA. RefSeq names its product chromodomain helicase DNA binding protein 9 (gene chd9). The coding region runs from base 216 to 9239 and encodes 3007 amino acids. The transcript is spliced from 39 exons. Gene Ontology annotation, molecular function: protein binding; ATP-dependent chromatin remodeler activity; ATP binding. NCBI's taxonomy places the organism in Eukaryota, Metazoa, Chordata, Actinopteri, Cichliformes, Cichlidae. The record is from RefSeq and is a predicted model, not a curated record.